Parasteatoda tepidariorum (common house spider) is the source of this 1629-nucleotide messenger RNA. It is a transcript of the gene snRNP-U1-70K, whose product is annotated as small ribonucleoprotein particle U1 subunit 70K. Gene Ontology annotation, biological process: mRNA splicing, via spliceosome. Lineage: Eukaryota; Metazoa; Arthropoda; Arachnida; Araneae; Theridiidae. Gene Ontology annotation, molecular function: mRNA binding; U1 snRNA binding. The record is from RefSeq and is a predicted model, not a curated record. Gene Ontology annotation, cellular component: U2-type prespliceosome; U1 snRNP; precatalytic spliceosome.
CCGUUGAUUUAAAAAAGUAGUGCAAAAAUACGCAUCUGAACCAAUCCAACUGUUGAGUUCAAUCCUUUCAGUGGUUACUCAGAGCUAGCUUAACAUUUUACGAACCAUCAAAAGCUCGAACUUUUAACGGACCACCUCUAUGCAUUAUAUUUUAAAAAUACCAAUUGUGGAAGUGAUUUUUUAGUAGAAACCAUUUUGUAUUUGUGUCCGAUUUACUUUGUCGAAAAUAUUAUUUCCUUUUCUUUCCAAAGUAUAAAAAAAUGACUCAAUAUUUACCCCCAAAUUUACUAGCAUUGUUUGCUGCUCGAGAACCAAUUCCUUACUUGCCUCCAGUUGAUAAGUUACCGUAUGAAAAGAGGACCGCAGGGUAUUCAGGAAUAGCUGCGUUCGUUAAUAAUUUUGAAGAUCCCUGUGACACUCCACCUCCUGUGAGAAUAGUUACUAGAGAAGAAAGACAAGAGCUAAGGAGAAAAGAAAAAGCUGAAUUAGUUGCUUACAAAUUAGAACAAGACAUAGCACUAUGGAAUCCUACUAAUAAUCCUACAGCAACACAAGAUCCUUACAAGACUCUUUUUGUUGCAAGAAUUAAUUAUGAUACAUCUGAGUCCAAACUUCGUCGAGAAUUUGAAGUUUAUGGUAAUAUUCGAAGUCUUGUUCUUGUGCAUGAUCAGAAUUCUGGUAAGCCUCGAGGGUAUGCUUUUAUUGAAUAUGAGAAAGAAAGGGACAUGCACACUGCCUAUAAACAUGCUGAUGGUAAAAAAAUUGGUGGUAGACGUGUUCUGGUUGAUGUUGAGAGAGGGCGCAUUGUCAAAGGCUGGUUACCCAGGAGAUUAGGAGGUGGACUUGGUGGAACUAGAAGAGGUGGACCAGAAGUAAAUGUUAAACAUUCAGGGCGUGAAGAGCCAAGAGGAGAAGAUCGUCAUUAUAUGGAACGUGAAAGAGAGAGGGGAGAACGAGAGAGGAGGAGAAGUAGAAGCCGAAGUCGUGAAAGACGCAGGAAGAGUAGGAGCAGGAGCCGUGAGCGCCAUCGUGGGGAUCGACACAAGAGGGAACGAUCCAGGGACAGGGAAAGAGUUCGGGAUCAUGAUGCUCCAGUUAAAACUGAAAAUGUGGAUGGUGCGGCUGAGGUAGCCCCAGAUGCUGAAAUGCCCCGCAAAGAGCGGCGUAGGAGUCGAAGUCGUGACAGAGAUCGCAGGAGAAGGCGAAGUCGCAGCAGGGACCGAAAACGCAGGGAAAGAGGAGGAGGAGAUGACAAGGAUCGAGAUAGUCGCCGUGAACGUGACAGAGAUCGUGGUGGCGAUCGAGAUGAACGAGUUAAGCCGACAUCCUUCCCCGAAAUGCCUAUGCCUGAACCUAGCCAAGAUGACUUCAAUAACUCUGGAUAUGAAGCAGAAUAUAAUAAUUAUAAUAAUAAUAGUAUGGAAGCUAAUAAUUAUGAAGGGUAUUGAGGAAUUUUAAUUGGUCAUUUCUGUGUUAAUGGUGUUUAAUCAUUAAAAUCAUACUUUCAUUUAUUUUUCCAAAAUUAUCAUUCAUUAAACAAAACAUUUUAUUUUCCUUAUCUAGAUUGCCCAUGUGUCAUAUUGCUAUGUAUGUCUAAUGAUAAAAAUAAAUAUUUGUUUUACCAUUAAA